Podarcis raffonei (Aeolian wall lizard) is the source of this 2395-nucleotide messenger RNA. RefSeq names its product dual specificity tyrosine phosphorylation regulated kinase 3 (gene DYRK3). Gene Ontology annotation, biological process: positive regulation of cell cycle G2/M phase transition; cytoplasmic stress granule disassembly; peptidyl-serine phosphorylation. The transcript has 3 exons. NCBI's taxonomy places the organism in Eukaryota, Metazoa, Chordata, Lepidosauria, Squamata, Lacertidae. Gene Ontology annotation, cellular component: nucleus. Gene Ontology annotation, molecular function: protein serine/threonine/tyrosine kinase activity; protein serine/threonine kinase activity; ATP binding. The coding region runs from base 89 to 1984 and encodes 631 amino acids. The record is from RefSeq and is a predicted model, not a curated record.
AAUCUACCAAGGAGGCACACAAAUGAGACCUUGUAAAAGAUACUGUAAAAUGCGAGCUUCACAAUGCUAUGUGUAUGUGACAUCAUAGAUGGGCGGGGGAGGAGACAGUGUGGAACCCCCCCGAGGGAACGAAGCCCAGCAGCCCAGCAGCAAGGAGCGGAGCCCAGACAUGGUCCCCAAGGAGAAGGGAGACGACGGGCUGCAGUGCAUCUUCAUUACCACCAGAGUGUCACCACUUCUGGUGGAAGUUGGAGGGAGGCUAGCAAAGCGAGCAUGGGCAGCGGCAGGCAGAGAGGACAGGUUUGGAGAUGGCUUGUACGAUUCCUACAUGAGAAUAGAUCAGAUUAGAUAUACAGAUCCUACAAAUGAAGAAUGCACCCCUUCUGGACUUCCGUCACUGGGGAGACCUAAUGUAACUACUAACCCAAUCACAAUGAAGGACCAUCCUCUGACAGGGAGCCAAGUCAAAGUGGAGCAGUUAUUUGAAGACUCUGGCAACAGAAGGAGCAGUACUCUCCAGUCUUCAGGAAUAAAUGCCUCUGAGAGGUCUUUUCCAACUCCAGCAAAAGAUAAAAGCAUUGAUAGCAUAAGUACCAACAAAAAUAGUGGCAGCUUGACAAAAGCACACAAAACCGGAAGUCAGUCCCCAGAACAAGCACUGAAGCAAUACAAACAGCAGUUGUCAGCCUAUGAGCAGCAAGAAAUAUUGAACUUUCCUGAAAUUUAUUUUGUGGGUGCAAAUGCAAAGAAAAGGCAAGGAGUCAUUGGAGGCCCAAACAAUGGUGGAUAUGAUGAUGAACAAGGCAGCUACAUUCACGUGCCUCACGACCAUCUUGCCUACCGAUAUGAAGUACUAAAAAUAAUUGGAAAAGGCAGUUUUGGCCAAGUAGCUAAAGUUUAUGACCACAAACACCACCAGCAUUUGGCCUUAAAGAUGGUACGUAACGAAAAGAGGUUUCACCGGCAAGCAGCAGAAGAAAUACGGAUCUUGGAGCAUCUCAAAAAACAGGAUAAGACUGGUGGCAUGAAUGUUAUUCACAUGCUGGAGAGUUUUACCUUUAGGAAUCACAUAUGUAUGACCUUUGAACUCCUGAGUAUGAAUCUCUAUGAGCUGAUCAAAAGAAACAAAUUUCAAGGCUUCAGUGUGCAGCUGGUACGAAAGUUUGCCCACUCUAUACUGCAAUGUUUGGAGGCUCUUUAUAAAAACAAAAUCAUACAUUGUGACUUGAAACCUGAAAAUAUUCUUCUAAAACAACAAGGGCGGAGUGGAAUCAAAGUGAUUGAUUUUGGAUCCAGCUGUUUUGAGCACCAAAGAGUCUACACUUACAUACAGUCUCGAUUCUACAGAGCCCCAGAAGUCAUUUUGGGAAGCCGUUAUGGGAUGCCCAUAGAUAUGUGGAGUUUUGGCUGUAUUCUUGUGGAACUGUUGACUGGUUACCCUCUCUUUCCUGGGGAGGAUGAAGGCGAUCAGCUAGCUUGUAUGAUGGAGCUCCUUGGAAUGCCCCCACAGAAGCUGCUAGACCAAUCCAAGCGAGCCAAAAACUUCAUCAAUUCAAAAGGCCAUCCUCGUUACUGCACUGUAACGACACAGGCAGAUGGGAAAAUGACUCUUAAUGGCAGCAGAUCACGUAGGGGGAAAAUGCGUGGUGCUCCAGGCAACAAGGAUUGGGUCACAGCAUUAAAAGGCUGUGAUGACCCCGUGUUUAUAGAAUUCCUGAAAGAAUGUCUUAAUUGGGAUCCUUCUGCACGGAUGACUCCUACCCAAGCUUUGAAACAUCCUUGGAUUUGUAAACGAGUACCUAAGCCACCCUGCAUGGAUAAAACUUCAGGCAAACGGAUUGCUCAUUAUACGAGCUCUUUCCCAGGGAUAGGUUCCAGAUUACCCCCAGUUGUUGGGGUAGCCAACAAACUACGAGCUAAUCUAAUGUCUGACUCAAAUGCCAAUAUACCUCUAUGUACUGUGCUACCCAAAUUGGUCAGCUAAUAGAGAAUUACAUAUUCCCAGAGUACAUAUGCUGUGUUUUUAAUUAUAUCCUUGAAAUAUAAAAAGAUGACAGAAUGCGCAGAGGUCUUGGAAAAAGAGAGAGAAAAGAAAUGGAUUUUUAUUGAACACUAAAUCUUGUAUAAACACCCCCCCCCAAAAAUCAAAACAUAAGCAUUUUAAGGGCUAUGAUUCUUUUAUCAAGUUGUUUCAGCUAGAAUGUGGUGCUUGUUACAUCACUUUUGAUAGGUCAGCACAUUUGUUUUGUUCAGUGAAGUUACGCACUAUGUAACAGAUGGAUUUUAUAGCACUGUUGUAAUAAAACUCAAAAACCACUGCUCAUGCGGACAGUCUCACUUAGCAGACAGUUUGCUGCAAACCACUUCAAAGAUAAAUAAACUAUGCAUUUAAUUA